This is a messenger RNA of Pleurotus ostreatus (oyster mushroom), 930 nucleotides long. RefSeq lists its product as uncharacterized. Lineage: Eukaryota; Fungi; Basidiomycota; Agaricomycetes; Agaricales; Pleurotaceae. The transcript has 3 exons. The record is from RefSeq and is a predicted model, not a curated record. Bases 1 to 930 code for a protein of 309 amino acids.
AUGUCUGACAACUCGAUCAUUGAUAUCAACGCAUCUAUGAAUGUAGACGAAGACCGAAUCAUCAUGGCUCCGUCAUCGAGCAUCGAGGUUCUUCAGAUUGAUGGACCCGUGAGCAACGCACCCCCACCCAACACCCCGGCCCUUAAGGAACACGAGCACGAAAGCGUGGCUCCAGCAAGUCGUUUCCUCAUCUUCAAACCUAGGGAAUUUUUACCCGCUUUAAAUAUUUGUACAGACCUCUUUCUACCCGACGACCAGCCCGUAAUGGCAGCUCCUCCAAACUCUCCGAUUACGAGCCGCUGCGCGAAGUUCGAAGAGGAGGACGAGAUGGCGCUUCUGCCUUGGGCCAUCCAGCUCAAGGCAGGUGGUCUCGAAGUCGACGAAGAAGCGAUACCAGCGGAUUAUGCUGGCCAUUCAUCCGUCCCAUCGCGGUCUCUGUCGCCCACAACAAUUGACUCGUCAGACGAUGGUAGUUUCGAUUGCACAGAAUCAUCCGAGAACGUCAUCAUUUUCGAACGGCCCACAUCUACUCGUGUCAUCAUCCGCCCUCUUGUUCAGCGCCGCGCUUCAGGCUUCCUCGGCCGGCUGAGCCGUUCAAGCACAACGCCUUCCACUCGUCCAGGAACACCUUCAGGCACUCGUCCAAGUUCGCCUCUGGGGUUUACCUUCGGGGGCCUAAACUGCUUCUCGCACUCGGAUGCCUUCGAGCGGGAGGUAGACUAUCUGGCGGAGCAAGGGGCGAGCGAAAUGUCAGGCGCAUCGCAGGUACAAGUGCACGUCACGAGGGAAACAAGGAUACAAAGGGAGGAACUGUGGAGAGAGGCUAUCCAGCAGGUCCUGUAUGGUCAGAGCAAAAAUUCGCCUCAUACACACGGGAACAGCAGAGUUAUCGGGCCCUCCUCGAUUGACUUGAGUUGCUGUGAUGUAUGA